Messenger RNA from Belonocnema kinseyi, 3674 nucleotides. RefSeq names its product ceramide glucosyltransferase (gene GlcT). The record is from RefSeq and is a predicted model, not a curated record. The transcript is spliced from 2 exons. Gene Ontology annotation, cellular component: membrane. Gene Ontology annotation, molecular function: ceramide glucosyltransferase activity. Gene Ontology annotation, biological process: glucosylceramide biosynthetic process. The coding region runs from base 1 to 1197 and encodes 398 amino acids. NCBI's taxonomy places the organism in Eukaryota, Metazoa, Arthropoda, Insecta, Hymenoptera, Cynipidae.
AUGAACUACAUGCUCUGCACCCUAUACGGGUUCGCGGUAUUCUUCAUGGUUUUCUGGUCCUCGAUGUGGCUCGUGCACAUAAUAGCGUUAGUGUCCGGUCGUUGGAAACUGCAUCGGAAGGUCGCGCAAGUGCCAACUUACGAAACGCCCUUACCCGGCGUCUCCAUAAUCAAACCAUUAAUGGGAGUGGAUCCGAAUCUUUUUGGAAACCUCGAGACUUUUUUCCUCUUGAAUUAUCCAGUCUACGAGCUUCUAUUUUGUGUCGAGGACGCAACAGACCCAGUUUUGAUGCUCGUUAACAAAUUAAUGGAAAAAUAUCCUUUGGUGGAUGCGAGACUUUUUGUGGGAGGCUGUGGGGUUGGAGUUAACCCCAAAAUCAACAACAUGCAGCCAGCUUAUGAAUCAUCGAAAUAUGAGUUGAUUCUGAUAAGUGACAGUGGGAUUAGAAUGAAGGAAGACACUUUAUUGGACAUGGUUAAUUAUAUGACAGAGAAAGUGGCACUGGUUCACCAGAUGCCGUUUACGUGUGACAGGGAAGGCUUCGCUUCUGUGUAUGAAAAAAUAUAUUUUGGAACAGUGCAAUCUAGAAUGUACUUGGCGGCUGAUUUAUUGAGGAUAAAUUGUCAUACGGGGAUGAGCGCCCUGUUGAGGAAGGCGCCGUUGGAGGAAGUUGGGGGGUUGAAGACUUUUGGAGUUUAUCUGGCGGAGGACUUCUUUUAUGCGAAAAGUUUGACAGAUAGAGGGUGGAGGAUUACAGUGUGUUCGCAUCCAGCUAUGCAAAAUAGUGGGCAUUGUGAAGUUGAAAGUUUUCAAGCAAGGUUGAGAAGAUGGGCGAAACUCAGGGUGGCGAUGCUUCCAACGACUAUAGUGCUGGAGCCCCUCAGCGAGUGUUUACUUUUGGGCGCUUGCGCCUCCUGGGCAGCUAGUGUGCUUUUUGAAUGGGACUCUCUAGUUUUUUACCUGGUGCACAUACUUUUGUGGUUUAUGUUUGACUGGACAAUGUUGUGUGUCGUGCAGAAUGGACCACUUCCGUUCAACAAGCUGGAAUUUAUGUGUGGGUGGCUGCUUAGUGAAACGACAAGGCCAUAUCUGUUCCUGCAGGCAGUAUUAGAUCCACUGAUUCAGUGGAGGUCUCGAGUCUACAAGUUAAGAUGGGGAGGAGUAGCUGAGGAAGUCAAGGCUAAAAUCAAAUACUGAGGGGCACAGUGCGACUUCAGUCGAUUCACCGGUACUUAAGUGCAUGCAUAGAGACUCUUAUAUGUAUGUAUGUACAUGUAUAUAAAUGAUACAUAUUACACAAUAUGUAUAUAUGAAACGUAUGCCAACAUACCAUAUUUCGUAUCAUGUAUAAUAGUAUACGUUUAAAGAAUCUGGAGUAUUAGGUGUAAUACGAAAUAUUUCCAAGAAGCAUACUAUAUUCAAAUUCACAGUAUGCUCGAAGCCAGUCCAAUGAACCGAGAACUAUCUUACCUAUAAUAGGUAGUAUCAUUAGCAAUUAAGGGAAUCUUCAUAUUUUAUUUAUUUCCGAAGUUCUUUCUUACCGAAUCUUGCUGCUGUCAGCCGAAUAGAGCAAGAAAAGAAAGAUAAGCGAAAUCGAUUUUUGUUUCAAUCAAAUGUGUGUUCAUUUCAUUUAAGGACGAGAGAUAUAAUUGUAUAGAAAAACCUUAUGACGAGCACAAAAACUGUCUGAGAGAAAGAAUAAACGAAAGAAGGAAAACUCAGUGCUCAAAACAGUCAAAUUCAUUGUAACCUAGUUUUAGUUAGGCAUUUGGAUAGGUCAAUGUUAGGUAAAGAAAGUAGGUUUGAAUGACUUCGUCGACUGGAUGCAAAGGAGCAAAAAAAACAAUUCGUCCCUUGCGUGAAGGCGAAGGCAAACGAUAUCUAGUUUCAAUUAAGUUUUAUGUCCUCCAAUAAAGUUUCUAAAAUGUGAUAUGGCUUUGUACAGGAUUUAUAAAAACUAGCUUUAUUAUAGAUAUCUUUGCACGAGACCAAACAUUUUAUAGAAGGAAUUUUUUAUUGGGUAGCUCAUUUUUACCUUGCAAAAUUGCAUGAAAAGGUUUGUGCCAAGGGAUAAAAUUAAUCGAUCAAAGAUUUUUUUUUCGCACACAGGACGAAUUCUUUUUGUCGGUUGGCGAGCGAAAACCCUCUGUCUGUGACAAUGAAAUAUCACUUCGGAUGUACCUCAUUUCUAAGUAGAAUUAGGAAUAGGCGCUUAGGCAAGUAAAGUUUGAACCCCAAAAUGGGUGAACUUGAUUGAUAGCUAAAUUGAUUAGUAGUUAAACAGAUGCUCGCGUAUAUGAUGAUUUUAAAGUGGCGAAAACGCAUAUCAUUCCUAUUUCCUACACGAGGGCUGGUUUUACGACAAUUUGAACGUAACGAGGCCGGUACUUUGCCUCGGCUACAAAGCGAAAGUAGUAAGUAGAAAUGACGUUCUAUCUUGAAAAUGAGAGCAAACGGAGAGAGAUAUAGUCUUCAGAUUUAAAAAUUGAUUUUAAAAAGACUGCUGCAAACUGAAUGCUCAGUAUUAAAAAGGCAACGUUGGGCAUAGUCAAAAUUAGUACAAAAUUAUUUAAUAAAAGUUUUGAACUAAAGUGUUAAGAGGAAGGAAAUUUUCAGCGUCCUUAACCUUCAAAAACGCAUAAAAUUUUAUUUGUGAAAUUUAUUUUAAUUCUUGAACCAGCUCUCGUGCAGAUUUCUUGGCAGUGUUGGGCGAAUAUAGGCGAUAAUCAAUUGAGAGGAAAUGUCCUUAUUCUCAGUGAGUACGAUUUGGAAUGAACAAGUGGGAAAAAAUUAGUGAGUGAAAAUAUAAAGAGUUGAGUAAAAUAAUUUUGGAAUACCAAAGAUAAAAUUUAAUCUUGCCAUAAGUAGGAAUACUUUUGUCUUGUUUUGCAGUUAUAGAUUAUGAUGUUUCAAUGCAAAAUCUACGCGACCUACAAGUGAUUCGAUCUUCCGCUUCGAGUUAACUUUUUUCAAAGCAUCUUAGGUACAUACAUAUAUACCUUUUCGGACAACACUUAACCGUGGUCUCGACCUCUAAUUCUUAUUGUAACGCGCGACAGCCUCGGCUUUUUCCUACCAUUGUGAUUUAAGAACAUCCCUUCGUGCGCAAACGGGACCUUUCAAAAGUGGCUUCCUCUUCUUGACUUUAUAAUGGCAACAUUCGCGACACCUCGCUUUUUACAAGUGUCCUUAAAAGUUGGUACCAUCCUUGUAGCCUGAGUGUUUUAUAUCAGACGCCCGUACGCUUUUCCAAAUAAAGAUUCAUGCGCCCUUGAUCGAUUGCCUGAGGCGGAAGAGGCGCUUUCACACUCCACGAAAAACGCAAUCUGACGAUCUACUCUGGGGAAUGCAAAAACUUACGUUUAGUCAUAUUAAUAUUUUCGAAAUAUUUCUGAGCCUAAAAUACCUAUAAUUUAGGACUGCAAUUUUUGUAAGAACGCAUACGAACAAAAAAGAAAAGCUUAAAAGAUGUAGAAGGUGCAAUUUUAGUUUAUGCUUCUUGAUUUAUUACGUAAGUUUUAAUUUUUCGAAAUUUAGUAUUGUUAAUUAGGAACUCAUCGAUAUUGAAGGACUCUGAAAUGAAGAAUGAGAGUGAGGAUAGAGGCGUAUACGAGUUUAUGAAAGGAAGGGUGAAACAUUGUUCGAAAUGAUUAAACUUUUUUAUACCAGUUUUA